Molecule: messenger RNA, 279 nt
Organism: Austrofundulus limnaeus
Lineage: Eukaryota; Metazoa; Chordata; Actinopteri; Cyprinodontiformes; Rivulidae
Product: protein CBFA2T2
Biological process (GO): negative regulation of DNA-templated transcription
Cellular component (GO): nucleus
Molecular function (GO): transcription corepressor activity
Source: RefSeq, a predicted model, not a curated record
GCACUAAUGGGGGCUACCGUGAGGAGCCGGUGGACCACAGACUUACUGACAGAGAGUGGGCUGAUGAAUGGAGGCAUCUGGAUCAUGUGUUGAACUGCAUUGUGGACAUGGUGGAAAAAACACGAAGGUCGGUGAGCGUGCUCAGACGAUGCCAGGAGGCAGACAGGGAGGAGCUGAACUACUGGAGACGCCGUUCAAGUGAGCAGGAAGACCCACGCAAAGGAGGCUCCGGCUCGGCUCCGUUUUCCAAGACGCACAGCCCCCCCACGGCAGAGUCGG